AAUCCUUCAUAAGUCUUCAUAAGCCCAUCAAGGCUGACGCCCGAUACACCCAGCCUUAACAGGUUGGGACUUUGAUUCACAAUCGAUAACGUGGACAACACAUCACCAUGGACUCCAACCAGGCACAACUCCAUCAUCGACUAUCCACACCCUCCUUCACGUUCAAUCUAGAUAGCAAGUUUAGAAGAGACUUCCCCCCUCGAUCAUUUGCGCCGGCCGUCUCCAUGAAUCCAACCGAGUCAUCAGCGAAGACUGAACAGGUCGGACUUGGGAUGUGGUCUUCUCCAACCCCUCAUACUGUACCAGGAUCUCGGCCAGCAACGAUACAUGACGCAGGAUUCUCCUAUUGCAUGCCUGAAGAAUAUACAUCCUUACCAGCAUGGGACUCUUCCACCAUGCCAAUGCAACUGCUCAGCGAGGGAUUCCCCCAGAUGUAUGAAGUACAACAAGAUUUGUAUUCUUCCUCAUCUAUUGGAGAACAUAAUUGGCCUUUAAAGCCCUGCGACGAUGGCUUGGACCUGCAAACUCUGGAUACGGACUUGAAUAUAGGCCAGGCAUAUACUACUGAUGAAGCUAUACCAAUCCUUGAUAUAGGAUACUCUGGAUCCGCAAUGGAUAGUGAUCGUCUUAGUCUCGAUCAAUCGCGCAGUUCGCGACGUAUGUCUGGCUCCUCUUUCACGAUGUCGACUACAGGUGCUCUCUCAGACAUGCCAUCAUAUGAAGACUUUUGCACAACAUUAUCAGAAGCACCAUCACUUAGUUCAGAUUAUCCACCGACUUCAAAUCGGAAUUCUCUUAUGUCAUCGACUCAAUUGUCACCUGUGGCCUCGCCGAGAAUGACCCCUCAAAACCGUUCUGAGUUGGUCCGCACACAUAGUCGAGGCCGAGCCUCUCCUUCGCCACGGCCAAGCAUGCGCUCAGCACCGUACAGUAUGGACAGCAGCCGGAGUAAGAGAUGGUCGACUGGGUCUUAUGCUCCUUCACAAAAUAGACGGCCAGCGCCCUUUGUUUUUCACCAAGGGCAUGAUACUCUCACUUCCCACACCUCGAAAAUAUCGAAGCGAUAUUCGGAUUCUCCAGCUCUCUCAAACAAACAACUUUCUUUUAACAUCAACAGUUUACAAACGCAGCAGCAGCCGUUUUUCAUGGCAAACCACGCUGGCUUCUCCCGGAAUAGCUUCCUUGUUCCGUCUCACAACUACCGCGAGCCUCACCAGUUCGACACCCCACCUCCACUUCUUUCAAACGGUCUCUUUCGAAUCUUGCAAAGCAAUGCAGAUUCUCUCACCUUGCCUUCACAAUAUACUGAUUUGAGCGACCCGCCUGACCUGUUUGCAUCUCUUCAUGAGGAACAGACUCCACCCCCGCCGGAGGAUAUGAAUCCGAGUGAUCCCGAUCUGAUGCCGCAUGAGCAAGAACUUCGCUUCGAUGGCGACCUCUACACGCCCCGUUGGGUUCGUGGCCAUGGAAAUAAGCGCGAGGGAUGGUGCGGGAUCUGCAAGCCUGGAAGGUGGCUUGUCUUAAAGAACAGCGCCUUCUGGUACGACAAAAGUUUUACCCACGGUAUCAGCGCUGCAACAGGCAGCCCAUUUCGAGAGCCUCAAGAAACUCGGCGCAUGGACGGUAAUCCUGAUGUUUGGGAAGGUCUGUGCGGAAGUUGUAACGAAUGGGUCGCUCUCGUGAGUAGUAAGAAGAAAGGAACCACUUGGUUCAGACAUGCAUACAAAUGCCAUACGCACCCAAAGAUUAAAGAUGCCCCGAAACGUCGCCGGGAAUCCUCCCAUACUCGUGCGCCGGGUGCUUUCCCCCCGGCAAAGCCCAAGCUGGAUACCCCAAUGACGCCGCAAAUGACCCCUAGCAACUCGGUGUCGAGUACACCGACGCCCGGAGUCUUCCAGCAGCGCCAAACGAUCAACUCUUUGGAGAAUCCUCCGGGGAUGAUUUAA
Amorphotheca resinae ATCC 22711 is the source of this 1946-nucleotide messenger RNA. RefSeq lists its product as hypothetical. Lineage: Eukaryota; Fungi; Ascomycota; Leotiomycetes; Helotiales; Amorphothecaceae. Bases 108 to 1946 code for a protein of 612 amino acids. The record is from RefSeq and is a predicted model, not a curated record. The transcript has 4 exons.